Molecule: messenger RNA, 994 nt
Organism: Meleagris gallopavo (turkey)
Lineage: Eukaryota; Metazoa; Chordata; Aves; Galliformes; Phasianidae
Gene: TNFAIP8
Product: TNF alpha induced protein 8
Biological process (GO): regulation of apoptotic process
Cellular component (GO): cytoplasm
Molecular function (GO): cysteine-type endopeptidase inhibitor activity involved in apoptotic process
Source: RefSeq, a predicted model, not a curated record
CAGCACUGCAACUUCCUUCCAGCUCUCUGUUAGAGGAAGUGAAACCACUGAGACAUAUUUUUGCGUUCUGAGGUGCCAAAGUAAAAUGAAGCGCUUCGGGCAGAGGAGAAAGGUGGCUGUUAUGGAGAGAGAGAGGAAAGCGUGUCUGCUCCGUGAUCAUUUCUGACUGCAAAGGGAGUGAUAAAGCAUGUGCUACGUUUAGCAGAGUAAAUAAGAGUUGUUUUUCCUCGGAUAUACCGUCCUCCGCAUUGACAAUUGCAGUUCCAUUUGCAGAACAAUGGCCACAGAUGUCUUCAAUUCGAAAAGCUUGGCCAUUCAGGCCCAGAAGAAGAUCCUUGGGAAAAUGGUAUCCAAGUCAAUAGCAACUACUUUAAUAGAUGAUACCAGCAGCGAUGUUUUAGAUGAGCUCUACAGGGUGACGAAGGAGUACACGCAAAAUAAAAAAGAAGCUGAGAAGAUCAUUAAAAAUCUCAUUAAAAUAGUCCUCAAAUUGGCAAUUCUCUACAGGAACAAUCAGUUUAAUCAAGAUGAAAUUGCACUGAUGGAGAAAUUCAAGAAGAAAGUUCAUCAGCUGGCGAAGACGGUGGUCAGUUUCCAUCAGGUGGAUUAUACCUUUGACAGAAAUUUUUUGUCCAAACUGUUGAAUGACUGUAGAGAGCUGCUUCAUCAGAUCAUUCAGCGUCACCUAACUGCGAAAUCGCAUGGACGUGUCAACAAUGUGUUUGAUCACUUCUCUGAUUGUGAAUUUUUGGCUGCUUUGUAUAAUCCCUUUGGACCUUAUAAACUUCAUUUGCAGAAACUCUGUGAUGGUGUCAACAGAAUGCUAGAUGAGGGGAACAUAUAGGCACCUGUGCUAAAGUUGACUGCCCGUGUGUUAUUUGUAGAUGGAACACUGUUGAUUUAUGAAGGAAUAAGGGAGCAUGAAAAUGGGGAUUUUUUUUUUGUAUUGUGACAAAUAUUUCAAAAUAAUCUUUAUUAAACUGAUUACUUCUUA